Molecule: messenger RNA, 3818 nt
Organism: Ooceraea biroi (clonal raider ant)
Lineage: Eukaryota; Metazoa; Arthropoda; Insecta; Hymenoptera; Formicidae
Source: RefSeq, a predicted model, not a curated record
GCAAGCGUGAUAUUAGUCAAGUAUGUGUUAUUUGCAUGACAUUUCGAUAUUUUAUUCAUUAUGCAUCUCGAUUCACCUAACUACGAAAUGUCAAUCGCUUGUCGUUAUUAGUAUUAGUCAAAACGUAGGGCAAAAUGGCACGGAAAGUAUUUGAAAAAGCGAGGAAUGAAUGAUACCAACGCGUCCCUCCCUAUUAUUAUAUCAGGUGAGUGAAACGAAGAUUUUUGGGGCAAUGACGAUGACAUUCGCGGUAUGCGUUUUUAGGAAACCAGUCGUACACCUUAUCGCUUCACGUUGCCAGCGGUAUCAUAAUUGCGACGAUACUUUUAACUUGCUGCUGCACGCUGAUCGUGAGAAACAAGUGUGCGAGAUUCUUUCGUAAAUUUACUGGAAAGAAAAAGAAAGAGUCAGUAUAAAAUCUCGUCGUAUUUUUUAGAUCUAAGUCCCGUAAUUAAAUGAGAUCUGAAAAAUCGAACGCGCGAUUAGCCUGCGAAAUUGUUAAUGUUUAGAAAGUAUUUCCCUUCCGAUAUCGAGGAAGGACGGAGGAAGCGAAUUACAGCGAGAGAAUUGCGGAAGAAGCGGAAGACGCCUGUUUCACGAGACUUGGGAUACACCGAGACUCCGGUACCGGAAGCCACCGCGCCGAUUAUUCCCAAGGAGCUGGAAAAAUCGGAAAAUGCAUCGCCGAUCCCUUGUUAUAAAUGUUACAGAAAAAAGAAGAGAGGAAAGAGACCGAAGAGACGAUGAUAUCGAGAGACAGAUGGAACGAGAGAGAAAUCGAAUGAGACAUUUAACUGAAUUAUAAAAAAAAGAAGUCAUGCGAUAACAAAACAAUAAUUUGUUUUGUUUAACGCGUUCUUAACCUUGUAAAGAGAGAUGCAACUUUGUACGAUCGCUGUAUACGUUACCAUCGUCGCGAUGAUUCUCAUCUCGAGAGUCAGCGGUACGAUAGAUGUGAAUCUAAGCGAAUUGGAGUAUCUCGCAGCUCGACUGGAUCCGUUCGAAUGUCGACGUUUAAUCGCUGCGCUUCAUUACACGACUUAUGAUUUGCCAAAGAAUUUAGCCGCGGCUGAACGCAAAGUAGAUGAGGAGAUUCCGUGCCUGCGACAAUUACUGCACUGGAACAGCUCUCCCAUGGAAGGUAGAGGCAAGACACACACGGCGAUUAUACAUCGUCUUCGACAACUAAAUCGCAACGAUCUCGCGGAUUGGCUCGGCAAAACCACAUUCAAACAGCUGGGAAAGGAUCUGGACGAUGCUAUCGCGCUGUCCUUCGAGGAGCUAGCCAAAGAAGAAACAGAAACUAGCACGUCAGCAUUCCACGAUCGCUUAUUAAUUCUCUGAUGUAGCAAUUCUCUGUGUAGAUAAAAGUUGAUCUUAAAUUUAGUUUUGAAAUCAUUCUGUAAAACGUAAAGAAUAGUAAAUGUCAAAGAUUCAAUAUCAGGAGAGCAUCCUUCAUCUGUGAUUAUGUCGUUUACAGCCUUUUUACAACAGCUGAGCCUCUUGCUUGGACUGAAGAGGAAGAUUGGCUACCGAUCGAUACAAUUCUCAUGGCGGUCUUGCUUGGAUUGUUAGGAACGUUACUUGUUUUAAUUGCAGCCAUUAUUAUACACACUGUCAAGGGUGGUAAAAAUUAAAUACCGCAUAUUCUUAUUCUGUUGAGAUUUAAGUGUUUAAGACUUGUAAUAUAAAAAUAUAGAAAUUUCUAAUGUUAUAAAAAGCUGAAGAUGAAGAAAGGAUGUGGUUUUUUCAUUCUUAUCUUAGUAUUUCUCACUUUUUGUCGACGCAAGUAUCAUCAUAAUUCUUACAGAAAAAAUUGAUGCAGGUGCAGCUUUAGGUGAAUCACUCUGUAUAUUCUUGUGUAAAACUCUUAAAACACAACGCGUAUAUAAUAUUUACAUGAUAAAAUAUUGUAUGUAAUAAAGAUAUACACCAUGUAAUCUUUCAUGGCAGGAUCGUUUCCAUAAACAUUGAGAAGCUGACUUCGGUUUUACUGUGUAGUUCUGUCUUUUGAAAGAGAGGGACGCAGUUAAAUCCUAAUUUUUUAAUUAAUGAUUAUGGAAAUGAUACGUACUCGCAUAUACAAAGAAUUGCGUAGAUGUAAUAUCGAACUAUACUAGUACAUUACUUUUAUAAUAAUAUCAAUAAGAAUAAAAGAUAAUUAUAUUAAUGAUGCAUGUAGUGACCAUCACAAUGAUCAUGGCAAUGAUAAUAACAAUGAGGACGAUAAUGAGAAUGGUAAUAACAAUGUUACAAUAACUGUAAUGAUGUAAUGAUAUUUUCUAGUAGUAAUCAUAGUAGACUUGCAAUUGACAUGGAGAAUAAGUAAAGUUAUGUGACUGAAAAAUAAUUUACAAUGUUAAUAAUUAUCCAAAACGGUAUGCUAUGUAAUUUAUGGGAAAGAUAUAUUUGCUAACCAAUAAUAGGCGCUAAUCGCAUUCGAUUUGUCGCGUAAACAAAAAUUUUGUAAAACAGGUGAGUGAGAUUAUAAUUAUCCAAUAAUCAAUGAAGAUUAUAAAGUGAAAUGCAUGUUGCAACAGAUAAUGUUAUUACUAAUGGAACAUUCAAAUAAUGUGUUAUUAAUUUAAUAAAAUAACAAUAAUGGUAAUAAUGCACAAUCGUAAUAACAGUAAUAAUAAUUUCUUAAGAGAUAUUAAUAAGAUCAAGGUAUUAAGAGAUAAUUAAUAAUAUCUAGUAACCGCGUAACAAUGAUACCACAUAAUAAUAGUAUUAAUAAUAGUAGCAGUAGCAAUAGCGAUAGUAAUAGUAUAGUAAUAGUAGUAAAUAGCGGUAAUAUAGUAGAAAUAAUAAAAUAAUAGAGGUGAUAAGUGUAGUAGCGAUAGCAAUAAUAGUAGUACUAGUAAUAAUAGUUGCAGCAGCGACAGAAUAAUAUAAUAUUAGUAAUAGAGAAACAGAAGUGAUAUUAAUCUCUAAUUACGAUAAUUAUCAUAAUAACAUCUUGCGCUAGAUUGACAAUGUCGAUAAAGGAAUAAAUUAAUGGAAAUUCUACGAUCCAGAAAAAAAUCGCGACAUGAAUUUGCACAACCGUUAUUGCCGAUACAUCUGAUAUGCUGUACAUUGCAAAUCUAUAUCCCGUGCCUCUCUUUUUUGCGAUAUACGUUUUACAGCGAGCGCGCGUCUGCUUGACCACAUCAUUACAUUGACGUAUUUGGAAAAGUAUACAUUAUUUCUCAAUCAUAGAUAAGAGACUAAGGAAAAAUUCUGAUUAAUGUUUGCGUCAAUUUUACCGCAUUAAUGACUUUUAAAUUGUAAGUAAUUGUAAAUUAUACAAUUUCGAUUAAUUGAGCUUGAGGAAUUCAAGACUACGUAAUGUUAUCCUUAAGAAAGCGCUCUUCCUCAACUAAUCUCAAAUGGACGUUGCUUCAACUAUCGGAAUCUUAAAUCGAUGUUUGCCUAACGAAGUAUCUAAGGUCGGUCUAUUAAAAAUUAUAAAAAGGAUGGCUUCCUGCGAAGUUUCUUCUAAGGAUAUACACCUAUCGACGUUCGGUUCAUCGAGAAAUCUCUGCUUGUGAAAGAUUACGCGCUAGAUCUGAAACAUCCUGUACGUAUAAUCUAAUACGCGCACUCUUCCUGUCUUUUUCUCUUUUUCUCUCCUAUUCUUUUCUUGUUCACCUUAUCUCUUAUGCUUUCUCUUUCUUUUAUUCUUCAUUAUCCCUGUUCUUUCCUCUUGCUUUCCUUCCUACCCAUUUUUGCGUUUCUCUCAUUAGUCUCGUGUAUCUGCGGAAUUACUUUUAAUCAUUUCAGCGCGGUAUUUCGAAGAACGUUUGACGAUCUACAAAGAUCUAUGGCGAUAAUGA